This is a messenger RNA of Zingiber officinale, 3862 nucleotides long. Its product is annotated as pentatricopeptide repeat-containing protein At1g71210, mitochondrial-like. Bases 100 to 2883 code for a protein of 927 amino acids. Gene Ontology annotation, molecular function: protein binding. The record is from RefSeq and is a predicted model, not a curated record. NCBI's taxonomy places the organism in Eukaryota, Viridiplantae, Streptophyta, Magnoliopsida, Zingiberales, Zingiberaceae. The transcript is spliced from 2 exons.
GAUUUAGCACGGACUGGGUCGGCGGUGACGACGCCCUUAAACUUAAACCUCGUCCGCGGCGCCGCCGAACCACAUCCUCCACUGCCGCAGCUCUUUGAUAUGUCCCUCCGCCUCCGCCGCCUCCUCCUACUCCCCAAACCCUCGUCCUCUUCCUCUUCCCCCGUCCGUCCUUGGACUCCUCUUCGAUAUUCCUCGGUCCUCCUCUUCUCCACCUCGUCCGCUACCUCCUCGCCGUCGGCCCCUCCCCCUUUCCUCCCCCUGUUCGAUCCGCUCAACGAGCGGCCUCCCGACGCCUUCCCCAGCUCGUCUGAGAUCGCUUCCGCCGUCGGAAAUUGGUUCCGACUGGGCACCGACCCGCUCUCCCUCCUCGACCGGAUCUACGCCGCCCUCGAGUCCUCUCCCGACGAUGGAUCCCUCCACUCCUCCCUCGCCUCCCUCCGCAUCCCUCUUUCCGAAUCCCUCGUCGUCAACUUCCUCCGCCACCGCCCUCACCCCUUCGUCACCUCCGCUACCGGGAGGGCCCUGCUCCUCCUGCGGCUUCGCUUCUUCGACUGGGCUGGACGCCAGUUCCCUUACUUUCAUUCUCGCGGAACUUACCACGCCGUUUUCCGUCUCCUCUCCAAGGCACAGCUUGCCUCCGUCGUCAUCGACUGGCUUCGCGUCUUCUCCUCCGCAUCGCCCGAGCUCCGCCGUCGUCCCUUCCUCCAUGGUGGCUCCGUCGGCCCCACCCCACGCUUCCAUGACACACUUGUGGUUGGCUAUGCGGUCGCCGGCAAACCGGAGCAGGCGCUCCAGCUCUUCGCUCGGAUGCGGUUUUUCGGCCUCGACCUCCAUCCUUUCUCCUACCAUGUCCUCCUCAACUCCCUCGUCGAGGCCUCCUUCUUUGACUUGGCCGACGACCUCAAUAGCGAAAUGUCUGAGCGCGGUAUUGCUGGCCCUGUGUCUGCCUGUAUCCAACUUAAGAGCCUCUGCUGCCAAGGGCUGCUUGCCAAUGCUGAGACUCGCCUCCGCGAGCUUGCUGCUUCUCCAGUGAUUAAUUCCCGCACCGCUGCAAGUCACAUGGUAGGAACCGUUGUCCAAGCCUAUUGCCGGAAAGGGCAAUUUGAAGAUGCAGGAAGGAUAGUUGAUGAGUUCGGUUUCACCGAAGUUUACGGUGUCUGGAUUGGAAACCUUGUUGAUGCGGGAAAGCUUGAUGCCGUGCUAGAAUUUUUAGUGAGCAAGAAGUUCUCGGAGGACUACUUCCCUGAGAGCUUCCAUUACAGCGAGUUGGUCUUCAGGCUUUUGGAGCAGAACCGACUUGAGGAUGUCUACAACGUGCUUGUUGAAAUGAUCGAAGAGGGUAUUGCACCUCACCGGCUGACUAUGAACUCAGCUCUCUGCUUCUUCUGCAAGGCGGGGAUGGUGGAUGUUGCCCUGUUCUUGUAUAACUCUAGACGGGACCUCGGCAUCAAUCCAAGUUCACGGGUCUAUGAUCAUCUGAUCAAUGCUUUGUGUCGUGGGGGAAAUGUGGAUGAUGUCUGCUUGAUAUUGGAGGAUUCCAUGCAACAGGGGCGCUUCCCAGGGAAGCGGACUUUCAAUGUUCUUGCUAACUUUCUUUGCCAAGAGGGAAGGCUCGAUAAGGUGAAUAAGCUGCUUGUUGGUGCUCUUCAGAAGGAUGUGAAACCUUUGCCUGUUGUUUUUGCUAGGUAUAUGUCAGCAUUGUUUAAAGCUGGGAAUCUAGAAGAGGCUUGCCUGAUACCCAAGAUAGUUAGCGGAGAGGAUGCCAGUAUGUUGGGACGCUACAAGUCUACAUAUGUUAAUUUGAUCCAGGCAUUUAUCUUAUUGAGGCAGGUUGAUGUGCUUCCGCAGCUCAUACUUGAGAUGCAAGAGUUUGGUCAUAUUCCAAGUCAAAGUCUUUACAGGUCUGUUGUUUGUUGCUUAUGUGAAAUGGGCAAGCUUAAUGAGGUUCUUGGCCUAUUAAACAGGCAAUUGGAAUGCCUGGAAUUAGAUAAAAGGACAUGUUACAACUACUUCAUUGAUGGAGCAGCACAUGCUAAAAAGCCCGAUGUGGCAAGGGAACUGUACAACAUGAUGCAGAAAGCAGGGAUCGAACCCAGUAUUGAUACUAGUAUUCUCAUCCUCAACAGUUAUCUGAAGAGCAAACAGAUAGGCGAUGCAUUUAAUUUCUUCAACUACAUGUGCAACCAGCAUGAACCUAGUACCAAGUUUUACAAUAUAUUUAUAACUGGUCUUUGUGAAGCUGGGAAGGUAGAGCAAGCUGUGAUGUUCUGGAAGGAGGCAAGAGUAAAGGGAUUCAUUCCAAGUCUCCAAUGUUAUGAAGAUCUUGUUCUUGAAUUAUCUUCUAACAAGGAUUACCAUACUCUUGUGAAAGUUAUCGAGGACUUCCUUGAAACUGGCCGCCCAAUUUCUGCAUUCUUGUGCAAUGUGUUAAUUUUGCACACACUUAAGAGUCGGGAUCUUCUACGGGCCUGGAUUCAGUCAAGAGAGAGUAACAAUGCAGGAGCAGUGAGUGGGGAAACUCAAGUAUCUUCAAGAUCAAUUAUUGACCAUCUUGUUAUGGCAUUUGCUGGUGGAAUCAGAAUAAACGAAAGUAUUGAUAAGUUAGAUGAAUUGCUUGAAAGAUUCUUUCCGCUUGAUGUUUUUACAUACAAUAUGUUAAUGCGGGGCAUGUGUAAGGAAGGGAGAAUAGAUUUUGCCUGUCAGUUGUUUCAUAAGAUGUCCAGAAAAGGUUUUGAGCCAAACAGAUGGAGUUUUGACAUUCUAGUCCAUGGUUUCUGCAAACUAGGUAAAAGAAGAGAAGCUGAGAGAUGGAUGGAAGCAAUGUAUCGUAAUGGGUUUCACCCGACCUGGUAUACAAUGAGGAUCUAUAACAACACCACUUAGUAAAGAUGGUUACUACAAAUGCAAACUUGAUGUCCUACAACAUUCUGGUGCUUUUCAUGGCCUCAAAUUGAGCAGGUUCCUUUUUCUUGAGAACAAGAAGCCGUGCGUCUAUGGUCUGUCAAUAUCUUGUGUGAGUAAAGAGUGCCUUCAGAUUGAUUUUGUAUUAUUGAAAUGUUAUUCAUCUGUUAACUGAUAAUUUUGUUUCCAAAUAAAAUACUGAUCCUCUUCCUCAGGAUUCAAUGACUGAAAUUUGUAAUUCAAAAAUAAGUUAGUUACCUAGCAGAAGAGAUCCAAUCACCCAGCCUCCAAGCUUGCCAUUGAUUGCAGUCUUGCCUUCGAAGUCCAAUUGAUCCAUCAAGCUUUCUCUUCAUGCUGAAGGAAACAGCCAAUUAAUCAUCCCAUGCUUCAAUUGUAUUACGCACAGUAAAAAAUUUAUUUACGUCUUAAUUAUAUCAUUUUCUAUUUGUUGUGCACUUAUUCUUAGUCUGUAGAAAUAGGGCUGUAAAUUCCUUGAGAACUUGAAAGCUAUAGCAACAAACAAAUUGAUCAGACUUAGAGUGAUACUUUUCAGUAACUUGUAGCAUGCUUGGAAUUAGUUGAAAACCAAGUUGCCUAGUUUGCUGAGAGACAUAAACUACAAAGAAGUGGAGCCAUUUCUUCAAGCAAGUUUUACUUGCAAAUGCAUAAUGGCUCGUACACUCUUUGAAGUGUAAAAAUUGUUUCAAACUAUGCAUGCAAUGUAUUACGGCUGGUAUAAUAUCAGAAAAAAAACAUUGUAUUCUUCACUGUAAAGCUUGGUAUAGAGACAUACUACUUCUAGAAUGAACUUGUCUAAAACAUGUGUUUCAUCCAUUCAUACCCUUCAUAAUCCACCUACAUGAGCAUCUUUUUGCUCGAAUAUGCCAAAUUGAUAUAAGAUUGGUGAACUACCGUAAUCCAGAAGACAACAUGACAAAUUAUCUACGACAUACAUGACUUU